Messenger RNA from Rhodotorula toruloides NP11, 1209 nucleotides. Its product is annotated as Cold-shock protein, DNA-binding domain containing protein. Lineage: Eukaryota; Fungi; Basidiomycota; Microbotryomycetes; Sporidiobolales; Sporidiobolaceae. The coding region runs from base 1 to 1209 and encodes 402 amino acids. Gene Ontology annotation, molecular function: nucleic acid binding. The record is from RefSeq and is a predicted model, not a curated record. The transcript has 6 exons.
AUGACCCGCACUCGCUCUGCCUCGUACAGCUCCCCGAAGACCUCAACCGGCUUCGACUUGCCCUUCGACGCCCAUCCCUCUCCUCCCUCGUCCGAGUCCGCAACUCCCACUCGCACCCGCCGUCACUCGCUCGCCGGAUCUCGCAGUCCGACUCCCCCACUCGACUUGUCGCCUCCGUUGCCCAGCAGCUGCUUCCUCCCUGACGCCUUCAAGACGCAGGCGGCGGGACUGACGGUUCCUGCUUCUCCUCUUCCUUCGCCUCGCCCGACUGGGCUACAAGGCUUCCAGAGUGUCGUCUCGCCGCUCGUCUACUUUGACAGCUAUCCUGACGUGGGCGAUGCUACACCGUAUUCUCCGCCUGUGUGGCAGCACGAGUUCCAGCCGUAUUCGCCUCCUCCUCAGAAUCCGUUCGAAGGCGGCUGGCAAGUCGAUCCGGCUCUGGCUGGGUUCGCUCCGUCUCAGGCCUGCUUUCCACUGUCUGGUCUCGGCUUGUACGAGUCUUCUCCAUUGAUCUAUCCCAUCUCUUCUCGCGCUCCUCCUUCAUACUCGCCAGACUUGGGCUACUUCCCUCCCAGUCCGCCCUUUGGCUUCAGCCCUCCGUCUUUCUCCUUCUCAUUUUCUCCUCCUGUGCCUUAUCAGCCUGCUUAUGUCCCAAGUCCUGCUCCUUUCCCGCUUUACCACCCUGCCCCAGGCUUUGGCUUCACCACUCCUCCUCCCUUUUCGCCUUCGAACUUCCCGCUCCCUCCGCCUCCUCUCCCCUCUCCCCCAGUCGCCGCAACUCCCGCCCCUCCCGCUCUCAGCACAACAGGCAAGACCGCCUCGCAGCUCCUCGAGGAAGGCGAGGCGUUCUGGUCGACUGGGACUUGCAAGUUCUUCGACGUCGAGAAGGGCUUCGGUUUCAUCGUUGACGACCACAACCAGGAGAUCAAGCUGGACGUCUUCGCACACUACACGGGUGUUGAUCAAAAGCGCGGCUUCCGCUGUCUCGCUCCGGGCGAGAGGGUCGAGUACGUCUUGACGAAGCUGUCGAACGGCAAGCUCCAAGCCUUCCGUAUCAAAGGCGAGAACGGCGCGCCCUUGCAAGGCCUGGCCAAUCCAGCGCAGGCCGCAGCGUUCGACAAAUCCGUCGGGAAGAUGCAGGACGGCGAGGGGUGUCCGCAGAUCCGGGCGGCUAUGAAGGAGCGAGCGCUGACGAGCGGGCGAAUGUGA